AUGGUUCAAGACUUCAAAGUCCUACAAUGCACCAAGCCCUGCUGCAACACCGGUGGCCUGGACUCUCCCCACGACGGAUCUGUCGAUGGCAACUGGCGGUGUGAGAGCUGUGGUAAUGUGAAUUUCCCUCGGAGGCCCAGGUGCAACAAGUGCCAAGUGCUUCGCGGCCCCUCGGGCGACGCGGUGGUGCUGCAGUACGCAGCUCGGGUCUACGUAGGUGGAGGUCAGACAACUCACAGGAAACUGGAAGAGAAAGAGAACUUCCACUCCAAGUGA
This is a messenger RNA of Durusdinium trenchii, 276 nucleotides long. NCBI's taxonomy places the organism in Eukaryota, Dinophyceae, Suessiales, Symbiodiniaceae. The record is from the annotation of a GenBank genome assembly.